GAAGUGAGUAAAUUCGAGCACAACAGACGGAAGUUUGUCACCACGACGGUUUUCUGUGAGUUUUGCUUUUGUGUUUUUAUAAAUGCUUUAAGGCGAACAGCGAUGUGUGUUUAGUCACAGAACGGUUGGAUUAUACUCUACAAUAUAUAUAUAUAUAUAUUUAGAAUGACCAAAGAGAAGCGACACAGGAGGCGGGAGUCUCCGGAGCGGGAGGCCAAAGUGACGGUGAAGCAGGAGGAGCUGAGUCCCGUUAGGCCACAGACAUCAGGCCGCUCCAGGUCCAGAUCCAGCGGCACCGCGAGUCCACCGAGGAGGAGAACCAGCAAGUCACCUGUCAGAUCCAGCGGCCCCUCAAGUCCACAGAAGAGAAGAACGAGCAGGUCACCUGCCAGAUCCAGCGGCCCCUCAAGUCCACAGAAGAGAAGAACGAGCAGGUCACCUGCCAGAUCCAGCGGCCCCUCAAGUCCACAAAAGAGAAGAACGAGCAGGUCACCUGCCAGAUCCAGCGGCAACUCAAGUCCACAGAGGAGAAGAACGAGCAGGUCACCUGCCAGGACGACGAGGGACCGUUCACCAGCUAGAAGAGAGACAUCAUCUCCCGUCAGACGAGGCAGCAGAUCACCCAGAAACAGAAGAAGUCGCACUCCGCCCCAACGUGGUGCUGCUGAUGUCAAAAUAAAGCGGGAGCGGGAGGAGCAUCGGGCUAGCGGCGAUGAGCGGAGGAGAAGAAACGACCAGCCGGAGGAGAGGCGGAGCAGGUGGGAGUCAGACAGACCGCGGGAGAGAGAGCGCGGCAGAGACAGACACAGAGAGCGAGAAGCGCUCGGCUCUCAACAAGCUGAGAGACAGCAGCACGACGAGCGGCGCAGAGAAAACCGCCAGCGGCGUGAAGAAAACCAAGAGCAAGAUUUUGGACAGUCCGAGGGAGGGAGUGACGACCCAAAUGAGCCGCCCGUUGAGAAAGAGAAGCCCAACUUUGGACUGUCGGGGGCGCUGACAGAAGAUACGAACACAUUCCGGGGCGUGGUGAUCAAGUACAACGAGCCACCCGAGGCUCGCAUCCCCAAGCGCAGAUGGCGACUGUACCCUUUCAAGAAUGAUGAACCUCUUCCAGUCAUGUACAUUCACAGACAGAGUGCCUAUUUGUUGGGGCGGCAGAGAAAAAUCGCUGACAUCCCCAUUGACCACCCAUCUUGCUCCAAGCAACAUGCAGUAUUCCAGUACAGACUGAUGCCGUUUACACGUGCAGACGGCACCAGUGGCCGCAGGGUACGGCCUUACAUCAUCGACCUGGGUUCCGGCAAUGGCACCUACCUGAACAACCAGCGCAUCGAGUCCCAGCGCUAUUACGAGCUCAAAGAAAAAGACGUUAUCAAGUUUGGCUUCAGCAGCCGCGAGUACGUCCUGCUGCACGAGUUCUCAGACACGAGCGAGGUGGACAUGAAGGGCGAGGUGGAAGACGAUGACGAGGGCCUCGACGAGUAAAUAGGUCCCAUAGGCUGUAUUGCCCAAGUUCAUUCAGGUUAGAUGACAUCACCAUCACUGUUUGUCUGCAGGGAAUGGAACCGGUAAAUGUGGGACUUUGUUACAAUAGUGGAACAAGGCUGGUUUGUAUAUUCUGUAAUUACCGAACUGUUGCUUAAACCUGCCACAACCGUCUCUAAGAAGACUUCCUAUUCUCAGGUUGAUUGUGUAAUGUCAAUGUGAUGCAUGACUGAUCUCACAUCUGACAGUGCUCACAAUACAAAGUGCUCGGUGCCAGAUAAAGAUGUCUCGCUAAAAUACAAUUUAUAUAUUUUUGGAUCACAGCAGCACUCAGUACAAAGUUAAGCAGAAGACUUAGUCUCUCGUCUAUGUCCAGGCUGUAUAUGUCGAUGUACGAUACGUGGAAUGUGAACUCUAGAUUCAUGUUUAAUAAGCAUUGCUUAUUGUCAGAGUAAAACAUUACAGAUCUAUAACUUGUAAUGAUAUUGCCUUUUUUUGCUUUUGUAGUGCAGGGAAAAAAAGUAGUUGAUGCUGUUGUGUGUUUCCUUGCACCAAUGCUGUGUGUAUUUACAGACUUCCCCUUUUUAUUUUAGUUUGUUCUGAAGCCGACAGCAGUCAUAGUAAAUUUCCAUUUAUGUACUGUAAAUAAAGACUGGGAAAUUUGGA
This is a messenger RNA of Sebastes umbrosus (honeycomb rockfish), 2151 nucleotides long. It is a transcript of the gene snip1, whose product is annotated as Smad nuclear interacting protein. The transcript has 8 exons. Gene Ontology annotation, molecular function: mRNA binding; protein binding. The record is from RefSeq and is a predicted model, not a curated record. Bases 166 to 1485 code for a protein of 439 amino acids. Gene Ontology annotation, biological process: miRNA processing. Gene Ontology annotation, cellular component: nucleus. NCBI's taxonomy places the organism in Eukaryota, Metazoa, Chordata, Actinopteri, Perciformes, Sebastidae.